AGCAAGUAGCAACAGUAUCAAAUUCGCAAGUACGCAAUUUCGCUAUUGCGUAUCUUUCGUCCACUGUUUUUGCAGCUGUUCGUGUCGACUGAGUUAGAAGUGUCUUCGGACGAGAUGAGGUUUGUUAUCGUUUUUCAAUUGCUAUUUUUAGCGGUAAAUUCUUGUCGAGCGUUUCGGCAACAUUGGGGAAAUGUUUCUUGUUUGUCAUGGAUAGAGAGAUGCUACGAAUUGAAGCACUUAUCCUCCGUUAAAAUAUUCGAUCGAUCUUUAUCCAUCGAGUGCGGCCAGGAAAGGAUCGACUCUCGUUUAAUGCGAUGUUUGAAUGUUAGAAAUGUACAAAAGUUAUUUAUUAGAAAUUGUUAUCUGUCGGGGAUCGACUUUGGAAUAUUUACUUUCGGAUAUGAAAUCGAACGAGUUCAUAUAUUUUACGAAAGACGCCAGCAGAAAAGAAACUUCGAGAGCGCCUCGUUUAAUAACAUGUCCUCUCUGCGAUCUGUCGACAUACGAAACAUGAGAACGUCGGAAAUUCUAAACUUAACAUUUCGCAAUGUUCCAUCGCUGACUUCAUUGAGAAUUGGCGGCUAUAACUUCACUUUAUUUCCCAACAAACCGUUCCGAGAGUUAAUUAAUCUUUCCGAAUUAUACAUCAAGUAUGGUAAGUUAAAAGUUUUACCAGAUCUAUUUUAUAAUCUUCACAAUUUGACAAAACUUGAUUUAAAUGACAAUAAACUUGAAUCGAUUAAUCCACUUGUCUUUAGAAAUCUCACUCGAUUGGAAUAUUUGGAUUUAGGUUUGAAUCGGAUAAAGGAUUUACCCAGUGGCAUGUUGAAAGGUCUUUUUAAUUUAAGGUUAUUUUUUAUUCAGGGGAACCGUGAAUUAUCAGUAAUUCCUUCCGGAUUUUUUAAAAAACUGCACAAUUUGACUAUGUUUAUUGCAUCGAGAUGUUCGAUUUCUUCACUCGCAGAAGACGUAUUUUCUGACUUAAUUAAUUUGGAAAUCGUCAAUUUAGAUUCCAACCAAAUUGAACAUCUCCCGCCAAAUCUUCUGAGAAAUAACAAACGACUGACACAGUUUUCUUGUUCGAACAAUAAAAUAUCGACACUUCCUACAGAAAUAUUUCACAGACUUUCUGAACUUCGAUGGUUAUCGUUGUUGGGAAACCGGUUAGAAAAUCUUCCAGAAGAUGUUUUUCUGAAUUUAUUGUCAUUGCAAGAACUCAGUUUAUCAUUCAAUCGCCUGACAUUUUUACCCGAAAAUAUCUUUUUCCCUUUGACUAAUUUAACCCGUCUCGAUCUAUCUAACAAUAAUUUAACUAAAAUUAUCGGUGAGCAUCCUUUUGGCAGCAGCAAGAAUUUAAAUUAUGUCCGUUUAAAAUAUGCAGGUUUGACACAAUGGCCGGUGUUAGAUUGGUCAGAAUACAACUUGACUGAAGUCGAUUUUUCAAAUAAUCGUUUCGAAACCGUCAAAUUGCCAAUUUACACUCCAAAUCGCGUGGUAAUUAAUCUGUCUAAAUGUAAAAUCAAAACAAUUUACAUCGAUGACAAACAAUAUGGAUUUCAAAUGCCGUCUUAUGAUUUAAGUAAUAACGAAAUUACUUGUGACUACGAACUGCAGCAAUUCGUUUCUGCCCUUAAGUCAAAUGUAGAAGUGGCAAAGAGAAUAUUUCCAGAUAUAGAAAACACGAAAUGUUACGGAGAAGAAAGAAAUUUGCUGGAUAAUACAUCUUCCGUAGUCAUAGGAAAUUAUUGUCCGAUGAAUUGCCAAUGUUUUACCGAAGAAAAUCACGUGAUAGUGGAUUGUUCCGGAAAGGGAAUCGACCGAAUUCCCGAAGUUCUCGUCCCGAAUGCGACGUUUGUCGAUUUGAGUAAUAAUUAUAUAAAGGAGUUGGCGGAUGUCGAUCGUGUGACGUGGAAAAACGUCACCCAUCUGCGUCUGAGUAAUAAUUCAAUAAGUAUUAUUUGGGAUUGUGUUCUUUUGCCAAACGUUAAAUCUCUGUGGUUGGACGGAAAUCAAUUAACCGAAUUGUCUUACGGAUUAAUGAACUUGAUCGACGUUUCUCCGGAAUUUACACUAUACUUAUCGAGAAACAAUUGGAAUUGCCAUUGUCAUUCGCUUUUUAUUAAGGAUUGGUUGCUUAGAAACCGACAGAAAAUUGCAGAUUUCUCCAAUAUUUACUGCAGAAGAAAUUCGUCUUUUGUGUCUUUCAUCGAAAUUAUUUCCAAUGAAGAAUGCACAGAAAUUCCAGAAAUAAAUUUGACAUUUUCAGUAAAUGAUUCUUCUUCGAACGAAGAUUGAUUGGAUGAAGUCAGUUCUGUUUUUGGAUAGAAAAUCGCAGUGGCCAUUCUUACUUCGCUAUUGUUAUUCGGUUGGAUUGUGUUUGCUUACUCUGUUUAUUGUGGCAAAAAAGGAAACGUCCACAAAGUGCCAAAGCCUAAGGAAGAAGAAGUGAUUUAUUAUAAUAUUUACGCCUGAAAAAUUGUGUAAAUAGUAUAAUUAAAAUGCCCCGUGUUCGAUGGCUUGAAUGAAUAAUUGCUCAUAAAUUGUUAUUAUUUUUUAUUUGCUUUUAUUGAAAUUAAGUUUGUGUACUUUUUUUCAUUUUUAUCACAAAUUAUAUAAAAUGUAUAAUUAUUGCACAAUAAAGCAGUAAAUUAAGCAUAAA
Molecule: messenger RNA, 2659 nt
Organism: Centruroides sculpturatus (bark scorpion)
Lineage: Eukaryota; Metazoa; Arthropoda; Arachnida; Scorpiones; Buthidae
Product: leucine-rich repeat-containing protein 15-like
Exons: 1
Coding region: 115-2295 (726 amino acids)
Molecular function (GO): protein binding
Source: RefSeq, a predicted model, not a curated record